AUGGAAGCUCUCUGAUAAUUCUCUUCACUCGUGCUUCCCCUUGUGCCUCCACGUCGGCACUCCACAGUCCACACGUCAGGGAAGGUGGGCACGAGACCAUCGGCCAUCUUAGUUUUAGAGGUAUCUCUUACAUUUCCUCAUUUUGUUCUUUCGUGGCGAAUCCGAUAACGCCGUUUGUGCAUCCCAACCUCUAUACCUGCUUGUCUCUUUAGAACCAUCCAAGAUCGGAGCAUCAAGAACCUCAACAAUCAACUCCUCCACAUCCUUUGCUCGGUGCUGCCAAUUUUUGGCUGCACGCCCACACUAACUCCAAUUUCUCCUUGGGAAUUGAUCGAGGGAAGGUAUUUCUCGAGUCCUGAUACCUCCGCACCCUACUUUUCCCCCUCGAUUCGCGCGUAAUGGCUUCGAAAACGCGCGUUCCGUUUAUACCCUUGUCGUACAGAAAUUCAACCGCCCAGGAGAGCGACGAGACCGCAAGAGCACUCAUUCAUGCUUUACGGCCAGAAUGGGACGGUGAAGAUGGGAAGUUAGAGUUCGUCCGCUUCACGGACGGCAUAACAAAUACGGAGGCUAACUCCUGGUGUGUGGUACAGCUAAUGAAAGCGAUCAAGCUAAAACCGGGCUUAUCAUCAUCAGAGGUUGAUUCGGAAGCCAUUCUUCUCCGAGCAUAUGGAGAGGGAACGGACAUCUUAAUUGACCGAAAUAGGGAACUUCUGUCCCACUCCCUACUCGCCGACCACUCUCUCGCACCCGCUCUCCUUGCUCGAUUCUCUAACGGUCUCUUAUACCGAUUCAUCAUUGGAACGGUCUGCUCGCCAGCCGAUCUUCGGAAACCUCCCGUUUAUCACGCCGUUGCACGUCGCUUAGCAGAAUGGCACACGAAGCUUCCAGUUCCUCCAGCGAGCAGCGCUCUUUCAAUAAACAAAUCUCUGAACGGUUCCGCAAAGCCAGGCACGAAUACCGAAAGAGCUGCCUCCCCGUUUGAUCGUUUAGUGAACGACCAUGCAAAUAUCCUCGAUGCGCCAACCCCAAAUCUUUGGACUGUGCUACAAGGCUGGGUAACUGCGCUACCAUGCCACAAGGAGGAAGAUUGUACGCAAAGAACGGCAUUGCAGCGAGAGCUGGCCUGGUUGGUAGAGACAUUUGGCCAGUUCCGGCCCUUGGUUUUCGCCCAUUGUGACCUCCUCUCCGGGAAUGUGAUCGUCUUGCCGAAGGGUGUUUCCUCCAUUGCAACCGGCCCGAGUUCGACGACCCGAUCAUCAACCGAUAGCCGUAGCACGUCCCCGUCAUCCACCCCUAAAUCGACGUCCUCCUCUGCGCCCACCCACGUUUCAGCUGCAGUCCCGGAGGAAACCAUCGACGAGCUGCGAGAUACCCACGUCACAUUCAUUGACUACGAAUACGCCACGCCGGCGCCGGCGUCAUUCGACCUUGCGAACCAUUUUGCCGAAUGGGGUGGAUUCGACUGCGAUUACUCCGUCCUCCCCACGCGCCGUCAACGCCGCGACUUCCUUCGGUCCUAUCUCACCUCCGUCCGCGCAUUCUCCCCCGGCGCGAGCGUCGCCGCCGACGCGCAAACCAAUCCGGAGGAGGAGCUGGACCGGCUCACGCAGGAAGUCGACCUCUUCCGAGGCCUGCCGGGCUUCUACUGGGGCAUUUGGGCGCUGAUCCAAGCGCAGAUCUCCCAGAUCGAUUUCGACUACGCGGAGUAUGCAAUCGUACGAUUGCAGGAGUAUUGGGAUUGGAAGAAGUCAGCGUAUCCGACGGUGGAGGGCCGGGGCAAGGCGGAUAGCCUGAGGGAACGGCGUUGGCAAGAGGAAGAGUAAGGUAGGUGGUCAUCAUACCACGGGGCGGACUCUUGUGAUUUUUGGCCUUUUAUAUAGCGAAGCUUUUUGUGUACUUUCGGAUUAAACAUCCGGACGAAGGAGAGAUGCAACACUGCGAGCUCAACACACGCGGUUUUUAUGAUGUAUAAUAAGAGUAGGCCACGAGCUUUGCCGUAGCAAAAGUCUUGGGGUGUUUGGGGACGUACGAUGUGCUUGAGCGGAGGCCAGCUCGCACCGAACCAAUUCAAGCGGACUCUUGAAUUCGUUUCUAUUCCUAUAAUUCAGUGGACGAUGUGCGCAUAUUUUUUUAU
Messenger RNA from Eremomyces bilateralis CBS 781.70, 2137 nucleotides. RefSeq names its product kinase-like protein. Lineage: Eukaryota; Fungi; Ascomycota; Dothideomycetes; Eremomycetales; Eremomycetaceae. Gene Ontology annotation, molecular function: choline kinase activity; ethanolamine kinase activity. Bases 399 to 1826 code for a protein of 475 amino acids. The record is from RefSeq and is a predicted model, not a curated record. Gene Ontology annotation, biological process: phosphatidylethanolamine biosynthetic process; phosphatidylcholine biosynthetic process. Gene Ontology annotation, cellular component: cytoplasm. The transcript is spliced from 4 exons.